Molecule: messenger RNA, 1393 nt
Organism: Culex quinquefasciatus (southern house mosquito)
Lineage: Eukaryota; Metazoa; Arthropoda; Insecta; Diptera; Culicidae
Product: required for meiotic nuclear division protein 1 homolog
Exons: 2
Coding region: 187-1332 (381 amino acids)
Biological process (GO): positive regulation of mitochondrial translation
Source: RefSeq, a predicted model, not a curated record
AGACGGGCGUAACAGCUCGGCCAAAAUGCGUAACGCCCGCCUAAAUGUUGCAUUCUGGCACGCAAUGGGCCACAACGAGGGGAAAAAGCGUGCUGAAAAUCGGGCCCGCUUUCAGGCAAAACGUCCCCGCUUUUUGGACGUUUUCCGCCCAUUUUUCUAUGUGGGCAGUGAGUAUUCAAAGUAAACAUGAUUUCGACUCGGUUGAUCCGCGCGCUGAAUGGCCGCAGCUAUUUGCAUUCGAUUGCCGUUGUAAGUUCCGGUAGUUCCGGAAUACGGUACGCCAGCAACAGGAACACAAACUUUAACCAGCUGUUUUCGCCGAAAAAGUCGCUGGUUCGAUCAGUUGAGACCACCGAGAAACAUCGAUGUCAGAGAAUUUCAUCAUCCAGUAUCAUAAAUCUUCACGACAGCAUUCAGCUGAAGAAGCGGCCCCGCCGUUUCCGACGGGAGGAUGAAAUCAGCAAGCUUGAGAAGGGUUAUCUAACUGUGACGGCGUUUGCCACAGCCGGCGAGUACGAUCUGGAGCGGCUACUGGCUGCGUUAAAGGACCAGAACCUGUACGAACCGAAGCAGUUCCUUUCCAGCGGGGACAACGACACCGAUCCGGAUGUAUUGCACGUCACCGCCAAGUACAAGGUGGGUAACGAGUCCCGUGAUCUGUACUUUUUCCGAGAGGGCACCGUGGUGCUGUGGAAUUGCACCGACCUGGAAAACAGCAACAUUCUUCGGUUUUUGAAGCAGUUUGAACAGGAUUCUUACGACGAGUCAACCGUUUUGGAAGAAAGUGAAUCUAUGCUGUACAACACUAGCGAUAGCGUGGCUCGGUUGAAGAACAAUAGCUUUUACGUUUCCAAGGCGGACGACACCGGUCUGGAGAAGUAUACGUUUUCCAACGCGAUGUCAUUGUCGGUAAAGCUGGGAAUCUGGGAGGCGUCACUGGAACGCUACAUCGAAUCGAUGGCUUUUGUUACGGACGAUUUGAAAAAGGGUAACAGCAUUAAAAUAUCGCGCCCGGAAAUGCUUCGCAAGACUGGAGAACUCUUCGCGUUGCGUCACUUGAUUAAUCUUAGCUCAGAUUUGCUGGACGUACCGGAUUUUUACUGGGAUCGUGAACAACUGGAGCACCUUUACCAACAGACGAGUUCAUAUUUCAGCAUCAAUCGACGCACAAGAGUUAUGAACGAAAAGCUUAAUCAUUGCGUCGAACUGGCAGACCUGAUAAGUUCAAAUCUUAACGACGAUCACCACGUUCGAUUGGAAUGGAUGAUAAUUAUUCUUAUCAUGGUUGAGGUUGGGUUUGAGAUAUUGCACUAUGCAGAUAAAUUUCUUUAAUCUAAAGCUGAAAGAAAUGCAAUUAAAAUUUUAUUAAUGCGUUAGCCAAAAAAUUGUUUUC